Messenger RNA from Acipenser ruthenus (sterlet), 1384 nucleotides. Its product is annotated as annexin A2-like. Gene Ontology annotation, cellular component: cytoplasm. The record is from RefSeq and is a predicted model, not a curated record. Bases 160 to 1176 code for a protein of 338 amino acids. The transcript is spliced from 13 exons. Gene Ontology annotation, molecular function: calcium-dependent phospholipid binding; calcium ion binding; cytoskeletal protein binding. NCBI's taxonomy places the organism in Eukaryota, Metazoa, Chordata, Actinopteri, Acipenseriformes, Acipenseridae.
GGGUGGAGGAGUUGCUAUGUGUUAGUAGGCUUGGCUAGGGGUGGGGAGUAUGACACACUGUCAGACCAAGCUGGUAUUUAAAUACCACACCCAAGAAGUGAUUUCAUAGUUGAAGCUAUUCUACAGUGAGCAGCACAACAUCCCUCGAGGAAAUCCAACAUGUCUCUGGUAUCGGAGUUCCUGGGUCAACUCACCCUGAAUUUUGGUGGGUCUGAUGAAGAAAAAUCUCCUACAGUGCGGCCUGCUGAAGACUUUGACGCUGACAAGGAUGCUGCCAGAAUAGAGACAGCUAUCAAGACAAAGGGUGUGGAUGAGCAAACCAUCAUCGACAUUCUGACAAGACGCAGCUACUCUCAAAGGCGGGAUAUUGCCUUUGCCUAUGAAAGAAGAACUAAGAAGGAUAUGAUCUCUGCUUUGAAAGGAGCCCUGAAAGGCCCCCUGGAGUCAGUGAUACUGGGUCUCAUGAAGAGCACGGCUCAGUUCGAUGCCUCAGAACUGAAGAACUCCAUGAAGGGACUGGGAACAGAUGAAGUCACUCUCGUUGAACUGGUCUGCUCUCGCAGCAACAGCGAGAUGCAGGAAAUCAAGAAAGUCUACAAGGAAAUGCACAAGAAAGAGUUGGAGAGUGAUGUCAGCUCAGACACUUCAGGAGACUUUCGCAAGCUGCUGGUAGCCCUGGUGAAGGGAAACCGGGCUGAACCAAGCGGUGUUGUUGACUAUGAGAAAAUUGACCAGGAUGCCAGAGAUCUGUAUGAUGCUGGAGUGAAGAGAAAGGGAACUGAUGUAGCCACAUGGAUCACCAUUAUGACCGAAAGGAGCGUGCCGCAUCUUCAGAAAGUGUUUGACAGGUACAAGAGCUACAGCCCUUACGACAUGAAGGAGAGCAUCAAGAAGGAGGUGAAAGGAGACAUGGAGAACGCUUUCCUCACUCUGGUUCAGUGCAUAGAGAACAAACCCCUGUAUUUUGCAAGCAGACUGAAUGACUCAAUGCAGAGUAAGGGAGCGAAGGACAAGCUGCUAACCAGGAUCAUGGUUUCCAGAUGUGAGGUCGACUUGCUGAAGAUCAGAACAGAAUUCAAGAAGCAGUAUAGCAAAUCCCUCUACCAGACAAUCUCUGAGCAUACCAAGGGAGAUUACCAGAGGGUUAUGCUGUGCCUGUGUGGCGGGGAUGACUGAAACAGAAGCGGUCAUGAAUCUGUAUUAAUGCCUCAAACUCUUCUGACGCCUUUUCAAAAUGAAAAAAUAAACACUUUUUUACAGUCUUUGCCAUUGUAUUAGCAUGUGCCUUCAGUUAUACUGCAUUCUCUUUUUCUGUUUUGAAAAAAAACUGACAUCGCUUUUUGUAAGCUGAUUUUCUGGAAAUAAAAAUACUUUGAAAAAACUG